Molecule: messenger RNA, 421 nt
Organism: Aspergillus sclerotioniger CBS 115572
Lineage: Eukaryota; Fungi; Ascomycota; Eurotiomycetes; Eurotiales; Aspergillaceae
Product: putative quinol monooxygenase
Exons: 3
Coding region: 95-421 (108 amino acids)
Source: RefSeq, a predicted model, not a curated record
GUUGAGGCACUCAUAUAGAUCUCCCACCAUUUCCUAAUUUCCCAACCACAUCCACAGUCAUUCUUCUCAUCAACACUACUACCACAGUACCACCAUGGCCUCCUCCGAAGUCAACAUUGUCGCUCUGGUCUACCCCCAGCCCGACAAGGUCGAAGAGCUCUCCGCCCUCCUCGCCAACCUGACCCAACAAGUCCAAGCCAAUGAGCCCGACACGUUGGUAUAUUACUCUUUUACCAAUAAGGAAAAGACAGUGAUUAGUGUGAUUGAGAGAUACCGAGACCAAGCUGCAUUCGAGAAACACGGCCAAAGCGCGUAUUUCAAGGAGUUUGUGGAAAAGGGCAAGGGGUUGAUGGCCAAGCCGUUUGAACUGGUGGUUGGGGGAGGCGUGUUGGAGGGGUCGACUUCUGUGGUGAGGACGUGA